Messenger RNA from Eutrema salsugineum, 1218 nucleotides. Its product is annotated as magnesium transporter MRS2-7. The transcript has 11 exons. The record is from RefSeq and is a predicted model, not a curated record. Gene Ontology annotation, molecular function: magnesium ion transmembrane transporter activity. Bases 70 to 1218 code for a protein of 382 amino acids. NCBI's taxonomy places the organism in Eukaryota, Viridiplantae, Streptophyta, Magnoliopsida, Brassicales, Brassicaceae. Gene Ontology annotation, biological process: magnesium ion transport; transmembrane transport. Gene Ontology annotation, cellular component: membrane.
GGUCCUGAUUUGUCGCGUUGACUUUUUAGGAACUGUGGGGGUGGAAAAAGUGAAGAUUUAGAGUCGGAGAUGCCGCCUGACGGCGAACUGGCUCCGUUGGAGCAGUCGGCGGUGAAGAGGAAGACAACUCAGUCAUGUCGGAAUUGGAUUUCCAUAGACGUCAAGGGGAAAAAAACAGAGCUUGGUACAGACAAAUACAAGAUUAUGGACCGUGUCCAGAUCCACGCUCGCGAUCUCCGGAUCCUCGACCCAAACCUUUCUUACCCUUCUGCUAUUCUAGGUCGAGAGAGAGCCAUUGUUCUUAACUUAGAGCAUAUCAAGGCGAUUAUCACUGCCGAAGAGGUUUUGCUUAGGGAUUCAACAGAUGAAAAUGUUAUUCCCGUCCUGGAGGAGCUUCAGAGACGCUUGCCUGUUGGAAAUGAGGCACACCAUGGUCAAGGAGAUGCUGAAGCUGGCGAGGAAGAAGAAUCCCCGUUUGAAUUCCGGGCGCUAGAGGUGGUUUUGGAAGCUAUUUGUAGUUUCCUUGCUGCAAGGACAACAGAACUAGAGAGCUAUGCUUAUCCUGCUUUGGAUGAACUUACCUUGAAGAUAAGUAGCCGUAACUUGGAUAGGGUUCGUAAAAUGAAGAGUGCCAUGACCCGAUUGACAGCUCGUGUCCAAAAGGUUACGGAUGAGCUCGAACAGUUGUUGGAUGAUGACGACGAUAUGGCUGAUCUCUAUCUUUCAAGGAAGCUUUCUGGUGUAUCUUCAUUGAUUAGUGUUUCUGAUGAACCCGUUUGGUAUCCUACGUCCCCAACAAUAGGUUCCAAGAUUUCCAGAGCAAGUAGAGUGAGAGCCACGGUUUGUGGGGACGAUGAAAAUGAUGUUGAAGAACUUGAAAUGUUGCUCGAGGCAUACUUUAUGCAAAUCGGCAGCACUUUGACCAAAUUAACCGCGCUACGCGAGCAUAUUGAUGGCACAGAGGACUGUAUUAACAUUCAGUUAGACAAGCAUCGAAAUGACCUGAUUCAGUUAGAGCUUAAGUUAAGCUCUAUAACCGUCUGUGUAUCGGUGGCCUCUCUGAUCGCAGGAAUAUUUGGUAUGAACAUUCCCUACACAUGGAACGACGACCAUGGAUACAUGUUCAAAUGGGUGGUUAUUGGCACAGGGGCGUUUUGCACAAUCUUGUGUGUGAUUAUACUAUCGUAUGGUCGGUUCAAAGGGCUUGUGGGAUGUUGA